CAUUGAGUAACUCGAGCGAUAACUCGAAGAAGAAAUGACCGGGUGUAAACAUGGCGUCUGCCUUGGAAGAUGAUGAGAUCUCCAGUGAUGAUUACUAUUCCCUUCUAAAUGUCAGGCGAGAGGCAACACAGGAUGAAUUGAAGGCAGCAUACAGGCGCCUAUGCAUGUUAUAUCACCCGGACAAACAUCGGGAUCCAGAACUAAAGCGACAAGCAGAGCAGCUAUUUAACCUCGUACAUGAAGCUUAUGAAGUGCUCAGUGAUCCACAGGCAAGAGCAAUCUAUGAUGUCUAUGGAAAGCGUGGACUCGAUGUGGAAGGAUGGGAGGUGAUAGAGAGAAAAAGAACACCAGCAGAGAUCAGGGAGGAGUAUGAGCGUCUUCAGAAAGAAAGAGAGGAGCGAAGACUCCAGCAAAGGACCAACCCAAAGGGAACGAUUAGCGUAGGCAUUGAUGCCACGGACCUCUUUGACCGCUAUGAAGAGGACUAUGAAGACAUGGUUGCAGGAGGCAUCCCGCACGUGGAAAUCAACAAGAUGCACAUAUCACAGUCCAUAGAGGCUCCUCUUACCACAAAUGACACGGCCAUCUUGUCCGGCUCCUUGUCCACACACAAUGGAAACGGAGGCGGUACUAUUAACUUGGCUCUGAGGAGAGUCACCUCAGCUCAGGGUUGGGGGGAGAUAGAGCUCGGCGCCGGGGACACACACGGACCUCUCUUCGGAAUGAAGAUAUUCCGAAAUUUGACGCCUCGGUGCUUUGUGACGGGACAGUGCGGACUCCAGUUUUCAUCACGAGGCGUACGUCCUGGCAUAACCACAGUGUUGGCCCGUCACCUGGACAAGAACACAAUGGGCUACCUGCAAUGGCGUUGGGGGAUCCACUCCUCUAUGAACACCAGCAUAGUCAGGGACACCAAGAGCAGCCAUUUUACAUUCGCAGUGCAGCUUGGCAUUCCACACACUUUUAUGAUGAUGAGCUACCAGUACAAGUUCCAGGAUGAAGACCAGACAAAGAUUAAGGGCUCAGUAAAGUCUGGUUUCUUUGGAACCGUGGUAGAAUAUGGUGCUGAGAGGAAAAUCAGUAGACACAGCGUUUUGGGGGCGACAGUCAGUGUAGGUGUGCCCCAAGGUGUCUCACUCAAGGUCAAACUAAACAGAGCCAGCCAGACUUAUUUCUUCCCUAUUCACCUGACCGACCAACUUCUGCCAAGUGCUGUAUUUUACGCCACGGUUGGACCCCUGGUUGUCUACCUCGCCAUGCAGCGACUCGUUAUUCGGCCGUAUGUGCAAGCUCAGAAGGAACAAGACCUGGAGAAGCAGCGUGAGAGCUCGGCCUCAAACAUAGCCAAAAAGAAACAGGAGGCAGAGGCUGCGGUCUUGCUCAUGCAGGAGUCUGUGCGGAGGAUUAUUGAAGCUGAGGAGUCUCGAAUGGGUCUAAUCAUCCUCAAUGCCUGGUAUGGCAAGUUUGUGACAGACAACAGCCGAAAACAUGAGAGGGCAAAGGUCAUUGACGUGACUGUGCCACUGCAGUGUCUUGUGAAAGACUCUAAACUCAUCCUGACCGAGGCUACAAAGUCAGGACUCCCAGGGUUCUAUGACCCCUGUGUGGGUGAGGAGAAGAGUCUAAAGGUGCUGUAUCAGUUCCGCGGUGUCAUGCAUCAAGUCCUAUCGGGAGAUGCAGAACCACUCAGGAUACCAAAGCAAUCUCACAGGAUUGACACGGACACAUAGGGGUUCCUCUGGUGACCAAAAAGACUCGGAAGAAUAGAUUGAACCUUUUGUUUUAGACUCGACAGGGAGCAAAUUCUUUGUCACUCAAUCAUAUUGCAUUUAUCUUUGGUCUCGACAUUAUUCAGUAAAAGAUGCAGAGUUGAAGAAAGUAUCAAAGACAGUAUCCAAGGACAGGGUUUGGGGCCUGCUAGAAAAUGUAAUGUGACACCAACAUCAAUGGCUACCACAUAUUAAGCCUCUGUGGUGUACAUUUAUUUUUGCUAAGGCUAGUCUUUUAUGAUCAAGUUGUGUGUACCAAAUUGCACGCAAAUUGCAGUGCCUGGAUGAUUUAUAUCAUGAAUGCACCUGUUUGUUUGCCAUAAUAUUAAAAUCUUUCUCGCUCAUA
This is a messenger RNA of Doryrhamphus excisus (bluestripe pipefish), 2115 nucleotides long. RefSeq names its product DnaJ (Hsp40) homolog, subfamily C, member 11a (gene dnajc11a). Gene Ontology annotation, biological process: cristae formation. NCBI's taxonomy places the organism in Eukaryota, Metazoa, Chordata, Actinopteri, Syngnathiformes, Syngnathidae. The record is from RefSeq and is a predicted model, not a curated record.